AUCACAGCUGUCGAGGGAGUUCGCAACUAGACCUAUUUCCUCCCUCGUUUUGGUGAAUGAUUCUCGUAAACAAAACAAAACAAAACAGGUGGAAGAAACUUUUUUUUUUCACACAGUUUAAAAUAUUGGAUGUUUUUCCAUCAGCACCUGUUCUAACAACAAAACACAAAGGCUGGACAUCAAUUAGAGCUCAGUUUUAUUGGAAUUUUUUAGAGAUUUAAAUGCCUUUGGAAGACUGAACUAUUAGGAAUAUUCGGGACUCUUUUUUUAUUCUUCCUUGGUGCCUAAAUUGAACUUAAACUGGAUCGAUUUUUUUUUUUUUUAUUUCUGAGGUUCAAACGGGAUUUAAACGCAUUUCGAGUUUUAUGGUCGCACUCACUGAAGCUGCGGAGGUGGUUAACCUUCCGAGGGAUGGUUCUAAGCUCUGAAGCCCAGGGAGCGACAGCCCGGCUCCUCCACAGGACCUUCGCCCCAUCCUGGUGCCGAUGCAGCGGACCUGACAGGAGAUGAAAGCCGCGGUCUACCACCUCCUCGCCGGAUUCUGUUGCCUUUUACGUACCGCUGCUGAGGAGUCUCCUCUACCCCAGGAGCUGCUGGAUCGGCUCUCCCGCAGCGAGAUCCGCAGCAUCAGCGACCUCCAGCGGCUGCUAGAGAUAGACUCCGUAGAGAACGAGGUGAUGGAGGAGACCAAACACAGCUACAGCAAGGACUUGUCUCACAGCUUCCCCGAUCACAAGAACACACACGCAAGACAAAAGAGGAGCACUGAAGUGGAAGAAGCCCUGCCCGCAGCGUGCAGAGUUCGCACUAUAAUUUACGAAAUCCCCAGGAGCCAGGUGGAUCCCACUUCGGCCAACUUCAUCAUCUGGCCUCCCUGCGUGGAGGUGAAACGCUGCACCGGCUGCUGCAACACGAGCAACAUGAGGUGCCACGCGUCCCGUCAAACCCACCGAACGGUCAAGGUGGCRAAGGUAGAAUACGUACGACGGCGGCCGAAGCUGAGGGAGGUGCAGGUGAUGUUGGUGGACCACUUAGAGUGUGUAUGCACCAACAAACACCACAUCAGCCCAAAUUCAGACACAGACAAUGGCAUCAGGUGAAAAGGAGAAGAUGAGACAGUGAAGAAAAUAAAGACACAACAAGAACUGUUCCCAUCUGCUAUCAAGCAACAAGUUUAACGGAUGACACAGUGUGUUUCCACAGGAUGUUUGGGGAAUUUGAUGGAGAAUAUUUGACUCAAACCACUGAACACCUCUUUCAACAGGAUGAUGAUUCCUCUGCAGAGACAACAGGAACAAAUUGUUCAAGCAGAGGUGAUGUGGGAUUUAUGACACAGAAGAGAUUCUGUCCUCUUUACUCAGAGACUAAGAUUAUUUUCUUACUUUCUGUUUGGAAUCCUUUCUAAGAGCAGUGACUGGGAUUAGGGUUUUAUGCACCAAGAGAUGUGCUUGUUCACUGUAAAAACAAACCAACAAAGAUCAAGAAAAAAAAAAUCCUUUAUACUAUCUUAUUUUCAUAUCUGUUCAUUUUUUAUUACUGUCUGCUUCUAUUUCUGGUAUGUUUUCUGCAUAAAAUUUUUAAGUGGGGGACAUUACUGACAAUAAAAAAAAAUGUUUAUAUAAACCAGAUUUUGUGUGGUGAUCAGAAAAAAAAGCCUUAAAGAAAAUAUUUUUGGUGCUUUCAAAGUAACUGAGAACCGUUCAAGGAAUUUAAAGUGUUGCUGUGUUUUUACUUAAGCUAAAUCUCUUAUAAAUAAAAAAAAAAAACUGAGCAAAAGGAGAGUAAAAGUUAAAUGCAUAUGUUCUUUAGUCUAUUAAACAGUUAACAGGUUAAUGUUCAGUGCUGCUACAGAGAUUACUGGUUUGAUGCCUUCCUAAAAUUACCGGCUAAGCCAUUUUUUUCAAGUUUGUCAAAAAUCUCCAAAAACAAGGUACACUUUUGGUUAAGUAUUUUGUGCUUCCUGAAUGACUUGGAAAAUAAAAUAACUUAGGCAAUUACUUUAGGAAGGUGUUGAUGUGUUAUUCCACUCCCAGUUUAAGGAAAUUACCUGUUUCCUUUGACCUGAAGUUUAAUAGAAAUAAUAAUGUUUUCAGUGGUGAUAUCAUCUCUGACUCACCAACAAACACUAAAGGAUGUGAAGAAAAACACAACUUCUUAAUUAAAACAUAACUCUCUCUGAAGCUUGUGCAAUUUGGAUUCUGUAAAAAGAGAUUUUAAAGUUAAAUAUUAUGUUGGGUUUUGUCAUUUAUUACUGCAUUUAGGCUGUUURUUGUUUUCAGAAAAUUAAAGAGAUGAGUAAAAAAAUAUGUUGUUUUUGAAUAAAGUGAAGUAAGGACAAAUGUAUAGUAAUUUAAUCUUUUAACUUAACAGACAUAAACAUGUUUUAAAACAUAA
Austrofundulus limnaeus is the source of this 2394-nucleotide messenger RNA. RefSeq names its product platelet-derived growth factor subunit A. Gene Ontology annotation, biological process: positive regulation of protein autophosphorylation; positive regulation of phosphatidylinositol 3-kinase/protein kinase B signal transduction; positive regulation of MAP kinase activity. The record is from RefSeq and is a predicted model, not a curated record. NCBI's taxonomy places the organism in Eukaryota, Metazoa, Chordata, Actinopteri, Cyprinodontiformes, Rivulidae. Bases 507 to 1100 code for a protein of 197 amino acids. The transcript is spliced from 6 exons. Gene Ontology annotation, cellular component: membrane. Gene Ontology annotation, molecular function: platelet-derived growth factor receptor binding; growth factor activity.